Messenger RNA from Polyodon spathula (Mississippi paddlefish), 4999 nucleotides. RefSeq names its product serine/threonine-protein kinase 4-like. Gene Ontology annotation, cellular component: cytoplasm. The record is from RefSeq and is a predicted model, not a curated record. The transcript has 11 exons. Bases 340 to 1824 code for a protein of 494 amino acids. Gene Ontology annotation, molecular function: protein serine/threonine kinase activity; ATP binding. Gene Ontology annotation, biological process: regulation of MAPK cascade; intracellular signal transduction; protein phosphorylation. Lineage: Eukaryota; Metazoa; Chordata; Actinopteri; Acipenseriformes; Polyodontidae.
AGCAGCUGUAGGGUUGCUGAGCUUGUAAUCGGCCUGCCAGUCAUUUUACUUCCUGUUUUCAGUUGUCAGGAGGCGGAAGAUACGGAGAAAGAAGAAAUACGAGUUGCGAGCGAAAAGUGCAUUAGAGGAAGAGUGACAGUAUCAAGAGACAUGGAGGUCAAACUGGCAUAAGGUAGCUAAUCGGCGUAGGAGUUGCGUGUCCAGCUAUCGGGUUAAAAUAAUUCUACAGCGGAGGGGACCAUUGAAAUUAACCCGAGGAAAUAACGCACAGUCCACUCAGCCAAACUUAAGUUUCAGAUCGACUCGAUUUGAGGCUCCACACGAGGAAGCCAGAGAGCCAUGGAGGCGGUACAAAUGAGGAACAACCCGCGCAGGCAACUAAAGAAGCUGAGUGAGGACAGCUUAACUAAACAACCAGAAGAAGUCUUUGAUGUUUUGGAAAAACUGGGAGAAGGGUCCUAUGGCUGCGUGUUUAAAGCGAAUUAUAAAGAAACGGGUGAGAUUGUAGCAAUCAAGCAGGUUCCCGUGGAGUCAGACCUGCAGGAAAUCAUUAAGGAAAUCUCUAUAAUGCAGCAGUGUAACAGUCCUCACGUGGUGCGGUACUAUGGAAGCUAUUUUAAGAACACAGAUUUGUGGAUAGUUAUGGAGUACUGUGGAGCAGGGUCUGUGUCAGACAUAAUCCGGCUAAGGAAUAAAACGUUAACCGAAGAGGAGAUCGCCACAAUAUUACAGUCGACUCUCAAAGGACUGGAAUAUCUGCACUUCAUGAGAAAAAUCCACAGAGAUAUCAAAGCUGGGAAUAUCCUGCUGAACACAGAAGGACAUGCUAAACUGGCAGAUUUCGGAGUGGCAGGUCAGCUAACGGAUACUAUGGCUAAACGCAACACUGUGAUUGGCACUCCGUUUUGGAUGGCGCCAGAAGUCAUUCAGGAGAUUGGAUACAAUUGUGUCGCGGAUAUCUGGUCUCUGGGAAUAACGACCAUAGAGAUGGCAGAAGGGAAACCUCCAUACGCAGAUAUUCAUCCGAUGAGGGCGAUUUUCAUGAUCCCUACAAACCCUCCUCCUACGUUUAGGAAUCCGGAAGCAUGGUCUGAUAACAUGAAUGAUUUUGUGAAGCAGUGCCUUGUGAAGAACCCAGAAAACAGAGCCACAGCCACACAGCUGCUGCAGCACCCCUUUAUAAAGAGUGCCAAACCCAUCACGAUUCUCCGAGAUCUGAUCAAUGAUUCCAUAGAGAUCAAAAUCAAACAGGAUGCUCAGGUCCGUGAGCAGGACCAAGACGAUGAAGAGAACUCCGAGGAAGAGGAAGUGGACUCAGGCACCAUGGUGAGAGCGAGCUCGGGGAGCUCGGGGAACUCGGACACGAUGCGAGCGGCCGGCACACUGAACGAGGGAUCCAACACCAUGAUCCAGCACGACGGCACCAUGGAGUCCCGCAUGGGCACCAUGGUGAUCAACGCUGAGGAGCAGGAGGGGGAGGAGGAGGGGGAGGCAGGCACCAUGAAGAGGAGAGACGAGACUAUGCAGCCUGCCAAGCCCUCCUUCCUGGAGUACUUUGAGCAGAAGGAGAAAGAGAUCCAAGCUAACAGCCACAGCAACAACAGCGACCGCAGCAACAGCUCUUCAGAUGGCUGGAAAGUACCUCCGGAGGGAGACUUUGAAAAUAUGAGAAGCUGGACGGUGGAGGACCUGCAGACCAGGCUGACCUCCCUCGACCCGAUGAUGGAGCAGGAAAUCGAGGAGAUCCGGCAGAGGUACCAGGCGAAAAGGCAGCCCAUCCUCGACGCCAUCGACGCCAAGAAACGCAGGCAGAAGAACUUCUGAGCACUCGUUCGGAGGACAGCCUUCAUAUAUACACAUAUAUUUAGAAAUAUAAAAAGGGGGGAGCGACUUGUUCACACCUUUCUAGGAGAACAGUAGGAUUCAGUUGUAAGAGAUGAUUCUGUAGCACAAAGAAUAGGACCAGUUCUUAACCUUUGUGUUUUGCUUUUAAAGGGGGAGAGGGGGAGGGGGGGAGCAAUAUGGAUCGUUCUUGAUAGCGGGUUGUAAACAAUAUGCAAAAAAGUGACUGAACUUAAUGGUUGCCUUUUCGUUUAGUUUUUCGGGGCAUUCUACAGACAUGUCUUUUUGUUUUAGUUAUUUUCUGUAAACAUUUUUAAACUGCUGUUUCUUACUUCCAGGAAUAAUCCUCAUACGUGUGUCUUUGUUCAUGUGUGUUUCAUCGAUGCAGCUGCUAGUAUAGCAUGGUAAUCCGUGAUCGCGUGUACGCACACCACUGGGGAAACACAUGCAUUAGUGGAGCUUUUAAACUUCUUGUUUUAACACCCACAGUGGGUCGUGUGCACCAAGCUUUUUCGCUCACAACAGAGCUGUGUAUAUUUUUGAUAGGGGGUACAUUUAGUGCACUGGGGUUUGUGCGUGUGUUCAAACUGAGCCUGCCAACUUCGCAUCUCCAGUUAUUGGUGUUAUUUUUAAAGUGUUGCAAUAGCACCAUGCAAGUUUGGGGAUAGCAAGACGCAAUGUAAGAAGCACACGCUGGUAGAUAUUCUUCAGUCUGUGGCUUGGUUAGCACUGAAGCCGUUUCAUUUACUUUUCUGCGGUCCUGUCCAGCUUCAAAGGGGUUAAGCGCACUUUCUGUUCGGCAGUUUAUAAAUACAUUCUUUAUAAGAUAAUGCUGAUCCGCUGGGAGGCUGCUGCAGAGAGAUGGAUCUCAUUUGUGGAUUCCCAGGUUUCUGAAAUGCUUUUGCCUAUGAGGGUUUUUUAAAUGGACAGGGCAGUAAUUGAAUAAGCAACAAAGACUAAUGUAGGUCUGGACUGCCGUGCUUGGUUGACUGUUAAAACUAUCCAAGAGGUUGUUGGGAUCACACAGAACAGUAGAUCUGGAAACAAAGGAGCACUUCUUAUUUAUUUAUUAUUAUUAAAAAGUAUCAGAACCUUUUCAUACAAGAGCCCAAAGGAGUCAUACCUUCAGCUGCUCUUUAUAUCCUUUAUAUUCAUUAGGACGGGCUGCUGUAUUUGUGUGUGUGUUGGUUUUUCACCAUGCACAGGCUCGUUUUCGUGAGCUGUAUGUUAUUAGGUAUUAUAGGUUUGUAUUUACAGAUUACACCUUGAGUCUGUCUUUCUCCACUGUCGGCUCCAGCCUGAAUUCUGGACUAUGCAACAUGUGUCAAACUGCCUUACACAACCCUGAUUAGGUGUUUUUUGGUGCAGAAUUUUCCAUUUCGGUUGCCUUGACUUAUAUAAAUUGUAACCUUUUUAUAUAUUAGGAUUCCUCUCUUGUUUUCCUCCAAAGGGGUCUUCACUGUGGACUGUGUGCAGCCUUUAUUCAGAGACAUAGCAUGAAGCCCCAAGCUUAAAGCAGCCCCCCAGUUAUCUAUGGGCUGUGUGUCUCAGAAUGUGAAAAAGGGAAUAAACCCGGAAACAAAGGCAGACUGGAGCGGCUCUCCUUCGUUAGGAGCGUCUGUCCUUCGUUAGGAGGGAUGCUGACAGUUCAAGGAGGGGGCUUCUCUUCAGAGCAGCUACACCUGGCUGUGAUUCAGCUCAGGGUACCACUUCAGGGUUUUUCAUUUUCUAUCAAGUUCUAAAGUAGAAACAUUUCUUUUCUAAAGUGUCUUUUUUUACAUGGUACCUGAUGUGGCUCUGCAUGCGAUUCUGUUCACUGCUCUGUGAUUUACUGAAACGUGAAGCUAAGAAACUUUGUUUCAUACUUGCAGAAUUGUUGAGCUCCUUGAGGUUUGGAUUCCUAGCACUGUCAGUCUGCCGUUUGGUCUUGCUAGGAACCCCUAACCUUCUCAAAGUGAAGUGUUCUUAAUUCGCUCUGAUCAUUACAUUUGUUGACUUACAAAACAAACGUAACCCCCUUGCAGUGUUACUGGUAUACAUUGAGGUGUGCAAUAAGUGCUAGCUGUGAAUAUUCUGCUGUGUAUAAAACACAGUGUCAUUAGAUUGUAUAUGCGUGAGGUUGCAAUAGUCUGCAGCCUUUUCAGAGGGACGAUUAAUAACAGCAGUUCUGUCUGAAAUAUUAUACAGUCUAAUUUGUUAUUUCCCCCAGAUCUUUGAAGUAACAUUGAAUUCAACGUUUAUACUUGAGUGUAUUUUGUAAAAGCUUCGAAACCAGGGUCCAGUUAGAAUCGCUACUGAAAUACGUAAGUUUUUGUUAUUCGCUAGAUUGUUAAUGUUAUUUAUGGAUAAACCUUGUUAAUAAUAAUUACAGGUAUACGUAAAAGAAGCAGUGGAGUCAUGCAGGGCUGGUUAGAAAAUCGAUGCUGUGUCUUUUUUCAAGGUUAAGGAAAAUCUCAAAGCGGUACAUGAUGUUUGAUGUGUCCUUGCUGCCGUCUUAAAUUACCGGCGGAUCGUUUCAUUAUUCCUUUAUUAGCUGAAGCGGCUGGGUGCAUGAAUUUUUAAUGGAAACGCAUCCGAUAGCAAACCUCUCCCUGGAGAUACUGCCUGUUUAAGUCGUUCUCAAGAGUCUCGCUUUGUUGCAGCAGUAGAGCCCUUCUGCACGUGACCAGGCUUUUGAUUGUGUGGCUCUGGUGGUAAUAAAUAUUUCCUGCCCUGUGUGUUCCCUUCCACUGCAGCUGGCCAGGGCUAUCUUUGGUAUUGGCGGUGAAAGGCAGGAGCAGUGUUUGUGUUUAUCGCUGUUAAUCAAGUGGACUGUGUGACCCCUUUAAUACAGAUUAUUGCAGUGUGGGGGUGACUCCGAGUAAGUGUCUCUUCCACACAGUUACCCCUUCAUUCCCUGUAUCGAACCUUCAGGGGGAAAUGCCAGCAGCACAAAAGCAUUGAAGGUGUUCAGAAAAUAAUGCAGUACUGCUAGUAGAUUGUUCUGCUCAAAUUUAAUUUUUUAUACAGGUUGUUUUAAUUGUAACCACUGUAUUUGUCAUUGAAAUGUAUAUACUUACAGGACUGUGUUUAAAAUGGUGUGUAUUUUCUUCUCAAAUUAUCAAUUUAGCAUUCUUGCUUGUGGAUUGUGUGUUUUUUUUUUAAGAAUGUAUUUUCC